AUGGUUUGUGUGUGUUGUCGUUGUUGUCUGUGCAAAUGUGUCGCGGGCGGCAAGGCGGCUCGCGAAGCCCAGAAGGUGCGACUCCGUGAGCCUACCAUCGCCGACGACGACGGACGGGAUCGUCCGUACGAAAAACCCGGCGCCAUCCACAUUCCCAAGCCGGUGUACGGAAAGAAGCUCUCAAAGUCCCGUUCGUCGUCCGCCCCACAUGUCGCCGUCCCGUCACUCGUAUCGUCCGGCGCCAACUACAAGCGCAUGUCGAUGUGGGAAACUUCGUUGAAUGUGCAGACUGAUGUGGAACCUCUGCACACGCCGCCACUCGUCGUGCGGCCGAAGCUUGACUAUAUCGACAAAGAAGGAAAUAAUCCAAGUUGUUGUAGAGAAGGAGGAACGCGCAAACCUGGCUUCCGACCGCUGAGAGGAUCAGGAUCACCGUCACCGCCGUGAGUUUUCUUCCGAAGUCGUGCAAAAGGUCUGAAAAGAUUCUUGUUUCAGUGACACCUCAACGUCGACGCAAGUCGCUGUGACGUCAGCAUCAGAAGUCAAGAAGACCAAAGAUCACAAGAAGCAGUUGAAAAAGGAGAAAGAGAAAAAGAAGAAAAUGGAUAAGAAGCAGUCGAGUGGAGGUGGAUUCUUCACGAGAUGGUUCGGAGGUUCGAGCAGCAACACCAGCCAGCAGAACCUCGCGGAGGAAGUGAUCGAUGCGCGAAGCGAACGAAAAACCGCGAAACAACGCGAACAGGAGUUAUUGCAACGAUCAGAAAGAAGAUCCGGGGUGAGAGAAGCAUUAGGUGGAUCCAAUAAUAAGAGGAAUGUUACAGGGAAGAACACACUCCCAUGAGGAGUACCGUCGUCAUCAACAACCAAAUCUUUUGGUGAACACCAACUUUGAUGAAGACGACUAUGCAACGAUUGACAGAGGCCGCAGGUCUGCCAAUCGAGAAAGUAAGCAACAGUUACUUUUUCCCACUAUUAGUUUCUUUUUAGUGUCAAUGCCGGCUUCUCCACGCAACGUCCAUUUUGUCGAUGAGUCGUCAGGGCCACUCAGCCGAACGAUGAAUGAGUCGGCGUUCGGGGACCGUGCCCAUCUGCAAUACCGUCCACGAGCCCAGAAAGGAGCCGCCGGUCCAGUUACUCGCGGGGCUCCAACGUCUUCCGUCACGAAGCUCGACGAGGCGACACUUGACUUACUCCGUCUUUCCACGGAGCCAAGUCCAGUGCCUACCCGACAAGUCCUUCCAAAGUCGGCUUCUCUGAGCUCAAUGCAGCAAAGACAGCCGGUAAAGACAGAGGACGGAGGGCAGCUGAGAGCUGGAAACGUCUACACUUGGGAUCAGAACAGCGUGGACACAGCGACAGACGAUGAAAGAGGAAGGAAUUUGCUCAGAGGAGACCGGUCGAGCAGACUGUCCCCGCAAGCAGAAAGACGCAAUGAGAAGCGUAAGUCUUUGUCGAGCAUGCUGAAAAUAAGAGUUGCUCUUCUGUUUCAGAAAUUCAAAUUCAUCACAGAAGUGCCUCGAGCGGACCAUCCCAUCGUCGUGAAACUGAGAUUGAGUACGAAGAAAAACGACAGAAGCCACCAGUGGUAGUACUGAAAUUCAGGAAAACUCAUAAUCACUAGUUUUCAGGUACGUACAACCGUCGAAGGAAAGCUCAAAAUGGAGAAGAUCGUCGGAGCUGACUUGAUCACAGUGGACAGUUGCAUUUCGAGUGCAUGGACAGUCAGGGAUACUGUCACUAAUUAUAAGGUGAGCACCGAGUGCGUACAGACUUUAUCAAAACCACUUUCAGAUCAAAUCCACAGUUGGAAAAAAGAGCCUGAUUUUGGAAGAGCUGAAAGACGGCCAAUCCAAGUACAAAGUGAGUAAUUUGGUUAUCAAUCUUUAUAUUGUAUCAGAAAAAUUUAGAUCACUCUUAUCGAAAACGGCGAAACGAAAAUGGAGAGAGAGGCCAGUCUGGAUGUUCCUGACUUUGUGAACAAGAAGGACUAUUUGGCAGAAGUGAGCAAGAAACUGCUCACAGAGCUCCGUGAGGAUUCUGAAUCUGUGUCCGCUCUCACCCACAUUGAAGUAGAAGUCGUCGAAGACGUCACGAACAUUCUGAAGACGUAUGUCAUCGGAGAACGUGCUGAUGAUGUGCUUGCCGAGGAGCAGCUCCGUCUGCAUUACGAACAAACUGCUGACAAAACACCGCCUCCGAUCGCAUACGAAAAGGUCGAGAAGAUUUACGUCGACGAACUCCAGAAGGAUAAGAUUGAGCCAGAAGACCCAGAGAAGGCGGACAUUCAUUUAAUCAAGGAUGGACGUCACUUUGAAGGAGAAGGCGCUCUGAAGAGGAUCCGAAGAUUCGAGACGGAGGAGAGCAUCGAGAAACCGACGGUCAUCCGAAUGGAACCGCGCUGUGCGCAUGCAUUUGCAGACUGCGACGUCGCCAAGAAGAGGAUACUUCCAAUUUCACUGUCAAAAUUGCCGUUCCUCUUGUUCACACCAUCACUUUCCUGCUCAAGAAAUCAAAGAUGAUGAGACAACAGAAGGCAGCUGGAUAUGAAAUGGAGCAAGAAGGACAGCGAUUCGAGGACGAGACGACUCUGAGAAGAGUGAAGAGAUACGAAACGGAAGAGGAAGAGGAGAAGCAGCACGUGGCAGUGGUUCAGCAGGUCGAAGAGGUGAAAGUGGCCACGGUGAAGACGCAGAAGGAGGUGGAAGCGGAAGGAGGGCAGUACGAAAUGUCCCAGGAAGGAAUCCAUCUGCGAGGAGAGAUCUCUUUCAAGAAACGUGGAAAGCAUCUCGACUCGGAGUCUUCCGAGGAAAGAUUCUUGGAAAGAGAGGCUGAAGGAGGACAGUACGCCAUGCAGAUGGAAGGAGAACGACUGCUGGGAGAGAAGAAGUUCAGAAGCAGAGGACGUCACUACGAAAGUGAGUCCGAGGAGUCGGUGGCUUCUUGGAAUGGAGGAUCGCCCACUCAGGUUGAUCUGGUAAAGAAGGAGUCGUCAUCCAUUUUCGAGGCUACUUUUGAGACGGCCAACAACCAUUCUCCGAUUGUCGCUGAAAUCAGAAAACCGAAACUGAAGAAGGAGAACACGACAAUCGGAUGUACCAUUGCCAACCAGAAAGCCACUUCUGCUGCUGCCGAGUUGACGACCAGACACGUGAAAACGGAGAAGGGAACUGCCAAGUUCAGAGAGCUCGCGGAAGAGCAGGCGAUGAUGCUGUGCGGCUUCGAAAACCAGAAGAGCUCGAAAGAAGAAGCCGUCGGAGUUCGCCGCCAGAAGAACGAGAGCAAGGUGGCUUUCGCCGCUGGAUCCGCUGAGACUGAGAACACGACGCUCUCCACCACCAUCUUCCAUGACACGGAUUCAUUCGCUGUGGAAGGAUCAUCAAAAAGCGCCAACUCGACUGCCACGUACGGUCGAUUCAAAGAAAUGUCAGAGGAGAAUGCAUCCAACAUGGUUUACCUGCAGAAGAGUGAAAGCUCGAGCUCCAAUUUGAGCCAGACUGAGGCAAAGAUGAAGGUUUGUGAUACCGCGGGAGUUUGCUAAUUGAAUUCCGAUUCCAGCACGUGCAACGUCAGACCUCUGAAGCUCGUUUUGCCGAAUUCAAGCAAGUCGCCGAGAGCUGUGCCGUGAUGAUCAAGAACACCGGAGUGGAGCGUGGAGCGACAUCUUCUACCCUCGCUGAGGCAGCUACAGGUUAGUUUAUUCACUUUUCGGCCCGUAAUUUCCCUGAGAACACCCCGGCACAUCGUUUUCUUUCUGCGUGACUUUGAUCUGAUCCCAUUUCCCCUCUUGCACACACACCCACAUCCACCAUCUCUCCAUGCACCGAGCACGCGCACGCCCUAAGAAAAGAAGCCAUGACCUUUCUAGAUACGUAAAAAUUUCUGUGUAAUGUACUGUUGACUUCGUGUUCUUUCGUGAAGCGUCGCGCGACCAGUAAAUGCCGCCCAGAGCCGUAUUGUAAGUGAUCACGCGUCCCCGGCUGCCGCGUGUGCUCACCGAUUCCCCCUCAACUGAUUGUUGUCUCAAGAUCUGCGAAUCCGUCGCAAGGAUGCGAGAGGCGAGAUCACCGUGUUCGUGCUCUUCAAGAGAGUCUUUGGCAACUAUGUGCACGCCUCGAUGCGACUCGCUUCUUCCGGAGUCCACGAGGAGCUCCGCGAGCAGAGGAGCAGCAGCAGUGUGCGCCAAGAAGAGUACAAGGAAGAGUCGCACUACUCUCAUAACAGUUAUGAGCACACCAGCGAGCACUACUCGCACUCGUCGUUCUAUCAUCAAGGUAAGCCGGCACUUAGUGCCUUCCGCUCGUUGCAUCUUCUUGUCCGUGUCGGUUUCUUUUGAACUGUGAGAACUGUUUGAGUGACUGAUGUUAUGCUUAAGUAUGAGACUGACUGUUGACCACAUUAAGAUAAGUUUGGCACCAGGUACUCUUGGGAUAUUUUCGGUAUUCUUACAGAAUCCAGUAGCAGCGUCAGAUCCAGUUCGAUAUACAUUGAGCUGGGCGACGACAUGGACAUAAUUUGUGAACAAGAAACUAAACACGCAAUUCUAGCUUACUGAGAAACCCAUCGUCGUCUGUUCUCUCUUCCGUGUAAAUAUGAACGUAGUGAAUGAGUAGAGAGCGGGGCUCACACUGUCAAAAAGUCGUUUGUCUCUGUAAGUCCCGAGUCUAACGCUGCUUCCUAACUGUCGUGCCUGGAUGCCCUAAGUUGCCUAGUUUAGUGUCGUACUAGUUGUGUGAGGAAUGGAUAGGUUUUCUCUUAAAAAAGACUAAAAAGUUUCGCAAUCUCUAUUCACCCAUUUUCGAAUCUCUUUCUGAAAGAUGAAUGAUAAUAAAAUGUCGGCAUGAGCGCCAGUGAAUAAAGUUGACCUACAUUCCAGAGAGUGAUGAGCACGGCUUAGAGCCGGACCAGCAGGUUUCUAAGCAGUUGAGCAGUAUCGAAAGGCAGCUUUUGAACAUAGCGGAAGUCGUUAUCGGGGCUGAAGGGACCGAUGUCGUCGAGGUGAAAGUGACUAUCAAGAGGAGAGAGCAGCACGCAAAUCAACUGAUUGUGGUGCUCGAGGAGCCGUGGGAAACGGCCGUGUCGGGAGGAAUCAAGGCAGUGAGAAGGUCCGUGGUGGACACGUCACUGGAGAGCAGAGUGAAGAAGCUAGAGCAGAGUUCCUCUUACUCGAUCAUCAAGAGAGCGUCCUCCAAAGAGUCAGUUGUUCAUUCGGGAAGAUCUCCGCUUGAGAGACAAGCCAGUCUUGAGGGCAGGUUCCGAAUGGACGAGAGCUGGUCCUCGGUCGAGUGCCGACGUCGUUCUGUCUCCACCGACAGGGCUGCUCUGCAUCUUCGGGCGUCUCAAGAAGAAGUGUGCACUGGAUUCUGGAACACGUCGAAAGGCGAGAGCACGAGAAGAACUCUGCUGCAAAAGGCGAAGAGUACGGAAAGCAUGAGCUUCAAGACAAAGUCAGUGACCACUUCGAGUACGGAGAUGUCUUCAAAGCUCCAGCGAGAGCCUGUGGGGUAUGACACUUCAAGGGAGCUCGCUGCGCAGAGACGAGAGAUCGUUGCUGCCGCCUUCGGAAUAUCUACUCAAUCGCUUGAACGUCUUCUGAAUUCCGUUGAAAGUAUUGACUGGCAGAAUAUAACCAUGUUGGACUCUCAAAAAGAACGUCUUUCUGCAAACCUUUAUGCCCUUACCAGUGCUCCUGUAAUGUUGAAUGUCCCAAGUGUUUUGGGAAGAAUUGUGGCUCCGGCCGAGCAGGAAGAAUCCUUUGAUCUGAUUGUUCGAGACCGUUCGGAAUCGAGAGUAUUCGCUCAGUUGAGAGCAUCGGCCGGCGAGAUAACCAGCAGAGAAGUGGCUCUCGGAUCAAUGAGCCCUCUGGAGCAGGCGGCAUUUAUGAGCCUUGUCAUCACUUCCGUUUCCAGAUGUGAUCUUCGAACUAUUGCGACGGGUAAUGUGACCGCCCACACGGAAAUCUUCUAUGACGUGGCAGAAGAAAAGAUGAGUGCAAGUGGCGUGAUGAGAAGAGAAUCGAGGAGAGAAUUCGGAUCGAAGAGCUUUGCGUCUUCAAGGGAAGAAUUUGUCCAAGGAUUCUGGAAAGGCGACAGAGAAGACGAACGGGCUGUGAAGACGUUGAAGGAGAGGAUGGAAGGAUUCAAGCAGACCCUGAACACCAAGUCUGCCACGUUCACCUCCGAAACUGCAACUUUGGGCAUAAGAAAGGCCGACCAGAAAGCAGAAACUACGAGGGCUCAUCAGCUGACUUCGAGAGAAGUUGUGAGCCAGGCGUUUGGAAUUACGGAGAGCAAAAUGGAGCAGUUCUUCGAGGUGAUGGGAAAGAUGGAUUGGAGCAACGUCGAGAUCGGAGAGAAGGAGCAUGCCGCCAUCUCCUCCAACAUCAAAACACUUGCUCCCGAGCAGAAGGACUGUUCUGGAGUGCUGGGAAAGCUGCGAGCACCGAGACAUCAAGAAGAAACCGCCGAUGUGAAGCUGACGGAAAUCCAGAAAGCAAAGGAUGUUCUGACUGUUCGUGCCGCCCUUCAGUCUACCAUUUCUACUGAUUCAAACUUUUCUCGAUCCGUUUCUGAUACGGAGAAAACCAUGUUUUCCAACUUGAUCAGUGUGAUGACUUCUCACAAUCUUUCAACUAUUGCCACGUCAUCCGAAGCAACAGCUGUCUCAGUUGGUUACCAGGAUAUUCCGGAAUCUCUUAGCGUUUCCAAGACAUGGAAGUCACUCAAUUCUGGAAGACUGAGCGAGAACAUCAGAGAGCCAGUCGAGCAGAUCGUCGAGUCGUUCUGGAGUUCCGCGAGUGAUCAGGAAAAAGCUGCUGUUCUGAUGAAUGAGAAGAUUGAGUCGAUCUACGAAUCACUGAAAACUGUGGCGGCGAGUAUGGCGAAUGAAGAAGUUAACCGAGAGUUGGUCAAAGAAACGGAGAGCUCUGAGAAAACGACGAUCCAAACUGUGAGCUCACGGGAAAUUGUAUCAUCCUCUUUUGGAAUCUCCAGUAGCAGUCUUCAACAAUUAUUCAAUAUUUUGGAGAAAAUGGAUUGGAAUGAGAUCACUCUGCCAACUAUUGAGCAUUCCAUGAUUUCCGGCAACAUCAAAGCACUUGCUCCGCCUUCUUUCGAUUCUUCGAACAUCCUGGGAAAACUCAGAGCCCCCGAACUGCAAGAACUUACUGCUGAUCUCAAAGUUCGACAGGCGCAGAAAGUGAAAUGUGUUUUGGACGUGAGGGAAUCUCUUGAAUCUGUCAUCACUUCAUCGGAUAGCUUAUCGAAAAUUCCGGAGAGUGAGAAGACCGCCUAUUCAAAUCUCGUCGGGAUCAUGGCCACUCAGGACUUGAGCACGAUGGGAACGUCUUCUGAAUCCAGAACAGUGGAGAUCAACUACAGUGAGGCGAAAGAGCAUCUAGAGACCAGUAAGAAGCUAGUCGCAAAGAACCUGGAAGUGCUGAAAUCGGAGAUCAGAGAGAGCAGCGAAGAAGUCGUUCAGGGAUUCUGGAGCACAGCUUCUGAGCAGGAGAAGAUUGGAGCGAUUGUCAGCGAGAAACUGAAAAGUGUUCAUCAUUCUCUGCACACGCACGCCAUCCAAACGGCUACCGAGAAUUUGAGCAGAGACAUUCGGAAGGAUCAGCAAGGAGCCGUCAGUCAUCAUUACGUGAAGUUGUCGCCGAGAGAGGUCGUGCAAGCUGCAUUCGGAAUCUCUUCCGAGUCGGUGGACCAGCUGCUGACGAUUUUGGAGAAGAUGGAUUGGAGCAACAUCGAACUCGGAGCGAAAGAGCAUGCCGCCAUCUCCUCCAACAUCAAAACACUUGCUCCCGAGCAGAAGGACUGUUCUGGAGUGCUGGGAAAGCUGCGAGCACCGAGACAUCAAGAAGAAACCGCCGAUGUGAAGCUGACGGAAAUCCAGAAAGCAAAGGAUGUUCUGACUGUUCGUGCCGCCCUUCAGUCUACCAUUUCUACUGAUUCAAACUUUUCUCGAUCCGUUUCUGAUACGGAGAAAACCAUGUUUUCCAACUUGAUCAGUGUGAUGACUUCUCACAAUCUUUCAACUCUUGCCACGUCAUCAGAAGCAACAGCUGUCUCAGUUGGUUACCAGGAUAUUCCGGAAUCUCUUGGCGUGUCCAAGACAUGGAAGUCAAUAAAUUCUGGAAGACUGAACGAGAACAUCAGAGAGCCAGUCGAGCAGAUCGUCGAGUCGUUCUGGAGUACCGCGAGUGAUCAGGAAAAAGCUGCUGUUCUGAUGAAUGAGAAGAUUGAGUCGAUCUACGAAUCACUGAAAACUGUGGCGGCGAGUAUGGCGAAUGAAGAAGUUAACCGAGAGUUGGUCAAAGAAACGGAGAGCUCUGAGAAAACGACGAUCCAAACUGUGAGCUCACGGGAAAUUGUAUCAUCCUCUUUUGGAAUCUCCAGUAGCAGUUUUCAACAAUUAUUUAAUAUUUUGGAGAAAAUGGAUUGGAAUGAGAUCACUCUUCCAACUAUUGAGCAUUCCAUGAUUUCCGGCAACAUCAAAGCACUUGCUCCGCCUUCUUUCGAUUCUUCGAACAUCCUGGGAAAACUGAGAGCCCCCGAACUGCAAGAACUUACAGUUGACCUCAAAGUUCGUCAGGCGCAGAAAGUGAAAUGUGUUUUGGACGUGAGGGAAUCUCUUGAAUCCGUCAUCACUUCAUCGGAUAACUUAUCGAAAAUUCCGGAAAAUGAAAAGGCCGCCUAUUCAAAUCUCAUCGGGAUCAUGGCCACUCAGGACUUGAGCACGAUGGGAACGUCUUCUGAAUCCAGAACAGUGGAGAUUAACUACAGUGAGGCGAAGGAGCAUCUAGAGACCAGUAAGAAGCUAGUCGCAAAGAACCUGGAAGUGCUGAAAUCGGAGAUCAGAGAGAGCAGCGAAGAAGUCGUUCAGGGAUUCUGGAGCACAGCUUCUGAGCAGGAGAAGAUUGGAGCGAUUGUCAGCGAGAAACUGAAAAGUGUUCAUCAUUCUCUGCACACGCACGCCAUCCAGACGGCUACCGAGAAUUUGAGCAGAGACAUUCGGAAAGGUCAUGAAGGAGCCGUCAGCCAUCAUUACGUGAAGUUGUCACCGAGAGAAGUCGUGCAAGCUGCAUUCGGAAUCUCUUCCGAGUCGGUGGACCAGCUGCUGACGAUUUUGGAGAAGAUGGAUUGGAGUCAAGUGAGCCUAGUGGAGCCAGUCCAUUCGAAUAUCGCAGCCAACGUCCGAAUUUUGUCAUCUUCUUCUGCUCAAUCGUCCGACAUUCUUGGCAAACUGACACCUCCGAGAGCCGAAGAAGAAUCGGUCAGCCGUGCAAUUCGAGAUGUGAACUUCGCGCAAUGUGUUUUGAAUGUGAUGGGAACUCUCGAUUCGACAGUCGCCGCUGAUUCUACGCUUUCCAGAAUCCCUGAAGAUCAGAAGGCCGUCUUCUCGAACAUCGUUGGAUUUAUGGCGUUGAACAAACUGAUCACUUCAUCUGAAUCGUCGUCCUCCUCGUUUGGUUCCAACAACGUCUUCGAGCUGUCAGAAGUGGCGCCUUCGGAUGUCAACCGAGUGUUGGAAAUCAUCAGGAGUUCGCAGAGUUUCCAUCUCGUUCAUACGACCAUGCUCGAAGAAGUCAAGACAAUUCAAAUCAGAAUGGAUGUUCUCAAAAGAGUUCUGAUGAAUCAGUCAACUGCCGAAGAGCUUCUUCAGGAGGCAUUCCAGAGCAGUGAACAACAAAUGAAACUUUCCAACGAAUUGUCGAGAACGUGAAUUGGGAGGAGACCCGAUUGACUGAGGAGAUCGUCAGCAAUCUGAGAACCAACUUCUCUUCUAUUCCACGGUUCGAAGGAGCUUUGGGAAGUCUGACUGCACCUCCAGAACACUCUGAAUCGACGGAUACUUCUGUGCAGAUGAGCCGAAGGGCAGAAGCUGUUAUGAAUCUCUUGGCGGCCGCCGACAAUGCCAUCUCCACUGCUUCGUCUCUCUCCAGAAUGGAUUCUUCUGAAAGACUACUCUAUCAAACUAUUCUGAAGACUAUGGCUGUCUGCGAUUUGACGUCUCCUGCUUCCUCUUCUGAAAUGCUGGCUAUGACGCAAGGAUUUUACCGCGAAGUGGAAGAGUUCAGAACAGAAGAGACGAUGUCAGAGCGGCUGCAAAGCAGAGUUGGAAUGGAAGCGAUGAAAACUUCUGACGAGGCGGUUCAUGGUGUUUGGUCGAGCCGAAGAGAAAAGGAGUCAUCGGAGAGGAUUCUCAGAGCCAGCGAGCUGGAGAGGACCGCCCUUUCCGCGGCUGCCUGUUCCGAGGAAGCGAGCUCCAUCUACACCGAACUGGCUGCCUUCGGAUCGAAAGAACAGAUUGAGAAGUUGGUGGCGCUGGAGCUCCGUGAUAUUGUUGAGAGUAGUUUUGGAAUUUCGGAGCAAAGCCUGGAGAAGCUCAUGGAAUUGCUGCCGAAAAUGGAUUGGAGCAACCUGACCAUGCCGAUUACUCAGAAGGAGCUGGUCAUCAAGAACUUAACGAUGCUAGUUCCCGCAGAAGCGAGGGUCAUGGAAAGUGUCGGAACGAUUCAGGCCCCGCCAGAAGAAGAAGCGUUUGCUGAGCUGGAUUUGAAGCAAGCGAGGGAAGCGAAGGUUAUGAUGGACAUCCAGCAGUGCGUGUCCAACACCUGCACCGGCUACUCCGAAAUGAACCGCCCGCAGGAAGCAGAAGUGACCAGCUACUCCACUCUUCUCGGAACCAUGUGCAUCUGCGAUCUCGUCACGAUGGCGGCUUCGAAUAUCCAACUGGACAGCAAGUACGACUACUACAGAAGGCCAGCACCGAAAGAAACAGAGACGACGAUCACUGGCGCCAACUCGGAAGCACUUUCCUUUGCUCUGAGAGAGACAGGAGAAAUAACAUCUUCUGGAAUCUGGAGCACAGUUUCGACGUCGGAAGCAGCGAAGACGACCAUUUCCGAGAGGAUGACGACUGUUUCAACUGCUCAAUUGGCUACGAAGGCUUCCCGUGAAGAAAUGGUCAGUGAAGAGAAGGCUCUGCAAAAGGAUUCUGCAUGCACCACUGAAUUGCGGGUCGUCGAGGCUAACAAGGAAUCCUUCAAGCAGAACUAUUCCAUCGACAAAUCUGAGGCGAACGUUCAAAUGGAAAAUGCGACCGUCACUGGAGAAUUGGAAGUGAAGAGAUCUGCUCCGCGAGCCGAGAGUCUCAGUCAUUCGAUGAGAUCUCAGAGCCAGAAGGAUCUUCACUUUGGAGGAGUCUUCGGGGAGAUCGAAGCGCCGCGUCCCCAGGAGGAAGACGUCGAGACAACUAUCAGACAGAGCAGAACCUAUCGCUCUUCCAGUCAAAUCCGUGCUCCUUCGGAAGAAUCCAUUCAAAGGACGGAAGCUUUGAGAAGAUCAGAAUCGGUUGAAUCCACUGCCCAGAAGACGUUCGUUGAGAAACGACAAGAGAUUGUUUCGUUGAGCCGGAAGGCUUCAGUUGAACGGGAGAGGAGUGUGGAUGCCAGAGUCGCGAGAACUGAGCAAUCAGAACCAGCGGAGGGUCUUCAGAAGAUGAAGACGAAAGUGAUGACGUCAUCCCGUGUGAGCGAACCGAAAGAUCUGAAUGUCACUGGAAACUGGGUGACUGCCAAACCCCCAAUCGGAGCUAAAAUUUCCAUUCCGACGAUGAAAGUAGAGAAUGAGGUCACUUCAGCCACGAUGACGGUAGCGAGUGCUAGUGUUGAGUGUGAAGUGGGACUAGAGAAAGAGAGUGCUCAGAAAAGUGAUGCUGCAGGAACCCUGGUACGAGCGAAGAGCAUUGAAGAGGUCGAACGAGAGUUCGGAGUGGAAGUCACGUCUAUCAGCAAACUUUUGGAGAAGCGAGAGCAGAUCGAAUCGUGGAUCAAGAGCAUGCCGCAAGGUAUGGAGGCCGAAGAGAAGGCAGAAUUUGGCGAUGAUGAAGUCAGAAUCGGAGGAGUCAUGGGAACACUGGAGCCGCCGAGAGAGCAAGAAGAGGAGAUGGAGAGACUAGUCAGCAUGAAGAGGGUGGCCAGUGAAGCAAGGAAUCUGAAGGCGGCGACGAAGGAAUCCAUUGAGGAAGCGGACGAGUUCAGCAAGACGGAAGCUGAUCAAGAGAUUCAUGUCACCCGGAAGGAACUCGUCAUUGAAGCCGGAUCGUUCCAAACUGCAGCCUCGAAAGAAGUCAACGCAUCGGCCAAACUGGAGUACUCGAAGGCUCCAUCUGAAGACGUCACGGAACUGAGCUUGACUGAAUCGAGAAGACAGUCAAAUGCCGGACAAUUCAAGGAGUCGAAGGGAGGAAGAGUUCGUCGGUCUGUGGAAAACUGGAUCCAAAGUAGAACUCGCCACUAAGAUUCUUCCUCACAAACCUCCGAUCGACACUGCUGCUCUGAAAGCGAAGGCUGCAAAGGAGAACACCACAGCAAUGAUCGGAAGUCUUCAGAAGUCCCCCUCAGCCGAAGCACUCGGUGUAAUUGCCCAGAAAACCAAGGAAGGCGUCGAGAGCUACUUCGGAAUUGCGGAAGGAGCAGCAGAAGCCACGUUGAGAGCUGCAGAUGGAUCCGAAAACGCCAGCCGUGACGUUAAGAUCUCGAACACCGGAUCCGCUGCCGAAACUGUCAAUCAGUUUUCAAAUAAAGAAACUGGUGUUGGAUUUGGAGCUUCCAGUCUGGUUGCACCUGCUCCAGAACAUGCAGAAACGGAGCAUACGCGUCAACUCGCACCGCUUUCGCAAGCGACGCUGAGCAAGAAGGCAGCGGGGGACACUGACGCAGUCGUGGAGUCGAAGAUCCAAGCAUCUGGAGAUACCGAAGACGACGUUUCUAUAUUGAGAAGAGUGGCUUCUACUGAAUCAGUCAUGAAAGCGUUGCAAGCUUCGAAGGACUCUGUGGUCCAUGUUGAGUCCAGGCAGUCCCGCGGUUCUGUCUCUGAUGAGAAGAGUGACUUGAAAUUGACGACGGCGAAUGUGGAGAGUCAGAAGUUGAGACUUGCUGAGGCUAGGGAGGAGGAAAGUGGUCUGUUGGUCCGGUCUAAUAAUGAAUACGAAGAGACCCAGAAGACGUUGAAGCAUCGUAGUGUAUCCCGCGAGUCCAUGAUUCGGAGCGUAGUGGCUCCAAUCAGUCAGGAGGUGAAUGUGAACGUCGAUAGGAAGGCGGAGGAGUCCGUAGCAGAAGGCGCUCUGAGCAUUGGACUUGUGAGAGAGGUAUCCCAAAGUGAGAUCAUGAAAUACACCGAACGGACAAGCGAACUGGCGAAACAGUCGUUGAAUGAAGAGGUUGCAGGAGUCCGAGCCGUCAGUGAGACGAGAACGGAAGAGUUCAGAGGCAGGGAACAAGGAGAUGCUGAAGUACGGACGGGAGCAUCUAUGGGAAGGAUCGAGGCACCAAGACCACAGAGAGCAGAGGCAGAAGUGACGCAAAAGCUGAAGAGGACGUUGAGUGUGGAAAGGAAACAAGGGCCAGCGAAACCGCCGAGUCUCAGAUGACUGCUCAGAUUCAGAAAAGGGAGGAUUCGCUCACAUCUGAAUACUCCGCCAAGGACACUCUUCUUCUCAAAUCAUCCAGUUUUAGUCAGAUUGCCACGCAACAAAUGUCCGAACAUCUUGUGACUAGGAGCAAAAGCGAGCUGCACAUUAGUGAGAAGAUCCAGGAACGACUUCAGGAGAAGGAAUCGUUCAGUUCUCAAGAGUUUAUCACUGAGAACCAAGGAAUGCACACUCACUGGGAUGUGAUCGACAACCACGGAGAUGCUCUCAUUUGUUGGAAGUCCGCCGAAUCUGAAAAGAAGACGUUGGAUGCGAAGACGACGACAGAUACUUCUGCCGGAACGACACUCGAUCUGACCGUCCGAAGACCAGGAGGAAAGGACGAGGAGAGAAUUGCGGAGCAUGUUGUUGCUGGAAUCAGCGAAGCUCUCAGCAUCUCGGAGACUCGAGCUGACAUGGAAAUGACCAGACAGGAUGCGUUCUCCGACGAUGCCACGUAUGUAGCUUCUGAUAUUCUCGAGGAGCACAGUCUCUCAACAGUCCACGAAUUCGGAGAAUCUGAAGCAUCGACAACGUUCGGAAUCGGCAAACUGGUGACCAGAAAACCGCAGAAGGAGGAAGCUGAUUUCAACUUUUCCGAAUCUCGAAGAAUCCAACAAACUUCUGAAGUGGCUGCCGUCUCGGAGCUCACGACGGAAAUGGACAGCGAGAUCUUACGCCUGCCAGAGUGUGACCAGAGUGCCAAGCUGAUUGCUCAAAAGAUUCAGCAGAAGGAUGCGAAGGAUCUCAGAGCAACUGUUGAAACUUCGGCAGUCCAGGAAGCUGUUCUGGAGAACCGAGAAGUGAGAGAGCAAUCUGCCGAUAUAAAGAAGAUUGAAAGAGAAGCGUUCAAGAUGCGAAGAGACUAUCGGAGCCACGGAAUGAGAACGCCCUCUCUCAGUACACGUCGGAUACUGUCGAUCUGGAAGAGAAGACUGUAAUCCCUCUGACCCGACAGAACUCCACCAGUGCAAUUCUCAAAGCACCGCAGACGAAUCGCACGGAUCGAGAGAUCAGCAUCGAUAGAGGAGAAGCCAAUCGGAUGGCGAGCAAGAACGUGAUGCAGAGAGCGAUGUCCCGUGCUUCAGAAGAACGACGCUUCCAGAUCCAGAUGACAAAGUCGGAGAAGAUGCUGAAAAAAGAGGACAGCUUCGACGAAUCUGAAUUCGUCACUUCGAUGUCCGUCAAGGAUGAGAUCAGCUCUGGAACAUUCCGCGAGUUUGGCGAUGCCAGCGUUGAAGUAUGCACUCUCUUCGGAAAAAUCGUCCAGAAGAAGUUUGAAGUGGAGGAAAUCGAGGAGGUUCUCCCGAUGGUUCGCAGAUGGGCAGAAGUACUCAGUAUGAAGGCGUCGACAAGUGUGGAUGUGCAUUCGGAGAGCAAGAUGACCCGACCGGAGGACGGAGCUGAAAGCCAGAAGAAACUGAAGACGGCCAACUCGGAGAGUCAUCGCAUUGCCGUGAACGCCUCACACGAAGAAGUACUGUCGGCCACAACGGCUCUGGAAUCCAGAAAACCUCGAGAAGACGUUGCGAGCAUCCGUCUCCGGGAUAAAUCGAGAGAGCGAGUUGAGAAGAAGUACCAGGAGAACCAGUGGAAUCUGCUGUCAACGAAUGCUGAAUGGGAAACACUUCUGAACGACCUGGAGGAGUCCGUUACCAUUGCUCAGAGGGUCCAGGAUUCAGCCGCUUUCUUUGCCAGAGCAUCGACGACUGCCAACUUGACCAGCGAGACGAACAUUAAGAAGAAUGAAGCAACGCUCGGAAUCCAGGAGUCCAUCUCUCAGUCCAACAUCGAUAAGACCGUUGGACAGUUCAGCAGCGCAAACAUUGUCAAUGAAUUGCUUGUUAGCAAACUCGGAAUGGAUUUGGAAGAGAUUGAGAAGUUGGUCGACGAGAUAAACAAAGAACAGGCGGUCGGAGCAAAGAUUCGCGAAUUCGGAAGAUCGGAAACAGGAGGAGGAAUCUACCUGGUCAGAAGAUCGCUGCCGAAGGUAAAGGAGACUUCGACGCACACGGUCACUGUCGCCACCAGCUUCCGGCAGAUAUUCUCGACGAUGAGUGCUGGGAAGAAGCCAGCGAGGCUAAUGUUGAACUGACGAUUCCGAGCACUUCUGUCGGCGCUGAGAUCAAGAGCACUGUUGCUCGGAGCGAUUCGAUGACUUUCUCGACUGCGCAUGCUUCGGAAUACACCGCCACGACAGUUGCAGACUACGCCAAGGACAUUGCUGUGUCUUCCUCGACGGCGGCAAGAAAAAAGGCGAUUCCAGUGGAGAGAUUGAGUCACAAACUGAAAGAAGUCGGCGCAGAUGGCGUGGAAAUCUUGUCUCUCUGGGAAGGAAUCGAGACUGAUCUUGACGCGAGCACUCAACUCGUGGAUCUUCUCAAAGUCAAGUCAUCACUGCAGACUAUCGAGUCGACGGAAGAAGUGGAGAGAAUCAACCAGUACUUGGAGAUGCCGGAGGAAAAAGGACUAGUCAUUCAUCUGAUUCAUGUGCAGAAUAAGGACGCUUGCGAGAGAAACUUCGCCGUUUCAAUCUGCUCUUUGGAUACUGUUUACUCUAGAAAACUUGAGAUCCCAUCGACAUACUCUGUGAGCAAGGUGUUGACCGAGAAACGUGUGCUCCGUGAAACGUGGCGUGUGACUGAGAGUGGCAACGUGCGAUUCAACGCCGUCAUCAAUUUGCAUAGAUACAGUCUCUCGAAACCGACGCUGGCACAGGAGACCGUGCUUCGAGAAGUGGUUCGGAUUGCAGCUCAACCCUUAUUCAUCUCUGCAGGCGACAUUGAGAGCGACGUCGUCUGGAGCACGCAUCAACUUCAAAGAACGGCCUUCGUUGAAACGACUGAGAAGACGAUCAUUGGAGCGAGAAGAGGAGAAGGCGUCAAAGAAAGUUGGAGGAGUCUGGAGACGAGAAGGUGAAGCUGAAGAUCGAUCUGAUUGGAGGUGUGCAGCCGGCAGAGUUCUGUGAAAGAGCAUGGAAGAUCCCGAGGCUCGGCGACCGAGUGAAGAUGGAAACGGAAGAGUUUGAGUUCGAUGAAUGUCUGUUUUAUGGGCAAAUCAACUGCAAACAGACUCAUUUCGAAGACAAGGACGCAGUCGUCAAGAUUCCGCGAGUUUCCUCUCUCCAGCUGUCCACUCUGGCAUCAUCGGAAGAUACGAAGGAGGUGAAUGAAGCGUGGUCGAUUCCGGACAAAUCAGAGCAGGCUGACAAGCUGAUCGUCAUUCCGAAUGCGGGUCAACAUACGUACAUUAGAACGAAGGAGUCUUCGGAGGAUAUCGUCGGCGUCGGAAUCGCAUACAACGUCCCCGAAGAGAAUCUGAUGUCAGCCAUCAAGCUGAAGGAGAAGGCAACUGGAGGAAACUACGAGUUGAACACGAAGGCAGCCGGCGACGAGUACAAGUUGCUCAGCUCUUCCCUCUCGAGAACUCAGGAAGUCGAGAAAGUCAAGGGCAAAAUAGUGCAGAAGGUGCUGGCGAAAAGUGAUAUUCGUGUUUUGGAGACCACGACAGAAGCCAUCAGUGCCAACUUCAACUACGAGAUUCCCGAGGAGUACUUCAAGAUUGAAAUUUUGAAGGCCUGCUCGAACAAUGCUGCUCCGUUCACUGUCAGACUUCAUGAAUGUCUUGACUUCUUCGUGAAGAUGUUCUACAGCAUGAACAAGAAAGAUGACUUGGAAUCUGUUCUGAAAACGAUAAUCAUUUCCAACGGAAUCGAGCCGAAGAAGUUGGAUUGCUCUGCUGCCGAAUUCGUAGAAUCUAUCAGAAACCCGGAGUUCAGCAGACCAGCCGAGUUCCACGAGCUCCACAAGACGGUCAUCACCUUUAAUAGGAUUGACGGAGCACAGUUGAGCACUUUCGAGCCAACCGUGGAGAAGUUGGCUCUCGGAACAAUGCUCAGUCGUCAGGAGGAAGCUUCUCGCGUUGAGCACAUUGUCAAGGACAAGAAUAGAGGAGCCAGUCUGAAGUUCAAGUUCAUGGAGUCCCGAGAAGAAAAGCAGACGGUCUACAGCGCAUUUGACGUGGAAGCGGAGAAGGAAAGAGUCGAACGAACGAUUGAUUUGGUACGUCAAGGAGGACAUUUCAAGUUGUCCACGGACGCCACCGAAGACCACGAAACCACUUUGCACCGCGAUAUUUCCAAACCACUUAUCACGCAUCACGACACUUUGCACUGCUUCACGCUUUCGAAUUCUGCACCGCACCAGUCGUUGAGCACUUCUGGAGCACGUCAAGAGCUCCAAACCAUUUCUGCACAACUGUCGAAGGCGGCGGAAUGGCUGUUCGCCGAGCUGCUCAUCGUUGCCAAGAACACCGAGCAGCCGGUGACGUGGCGCGCGCUGGAGUGUGAAGAGUGUGUGGAAAAUGUGCACCCGAUCUAUCGUAGACCCGACGACAUAUUCGAUUUAGAUGAAGUCUGGCACAUUGCUCGCAACGGCGGCCGAUUCGAACAACGAUGCAAAGCGAGCGGAGAUGAAAAGGAACUGUUUGAGCAGGAAAUCAAGAGCCGAGGAGUCAAGGAUGCUCAGAUUGAUAAGAAGUUCAUAGUCGGAAACAAGGGAGAGUCAAUCAAUCUGACGACCAUCGGAACUUCCGCCGUCGCUUCGUCAAUCUCUCAAGACAUGAGUCGAUUGGGAGAAAGGGAAACUGUGAAGAAGGUUCUUCAACACUCCAAUAAGGGAAUCAAUGUGGAGAAGAAGUUGAUAGAAUCCACCGAACUCCGUGAGACAAUCAGUGAGCAGUUCCGAAAGUACGACCAAUUCGACAAGGCUGAUCUGACUGUCAAGGAUCGCAGAGUGGGCGGAACUUACGAGCUCUCUACCAACGCUGCUCAAUUGAGCUCUUCGAGCAUGUCUGGCGCUAUCUUGUGUCCUCGUCCGAGUGAGCUUUCCACCGAAAAGACCUUCAUCACGGCACAGACCAUCAUCCCGGCUAUUCUCGAGUGCAAGGCUUCCGAAUCCAUUGGGCACACCGUCACGGAGAGCUUGAAUCGCCCGAACGACCAUUUUGGAAUCUCUAAGAUCAUCACAGACUCCAACAAAGAAAACGAACAAUUCACUUUCCGAGAAGCUGGCGAGGAGUAUCACACCACGAACUGCUUCUACACUCGAGAGCAAGAGGACAAGGUUAUUGCGAAGACGUUGCACGAGGCGCGACAGGGAGGCAGUCAAAAGCUGGCGACGAGGCAUGCCACCGACCGAUCAUUGGAUGCCGCCCAACAUCUGGAGAAAGUGCGUCUCGCGGAAGCAAGUGCCGAGAAACUGUUUGUGAUUGGAAACACCGCCGAGCCGUCAUCAUUGAGCACAGUUGCUUCCACCGAUGUUCAACACUCCCAGCUAGUUGAUCUCAAGUUCUCAUCCCCUUACUAUUCUGUUGAAGUUCUCAAACAAGGCGUUAAUCUUGGCAUUCCCACCUACUUCCACGCCAGAGAGACGACCUCGAAGACAGAGAACGUCGCCACACAGCUCAGCAGGAAAGAAGAGAAGUCGGAUCUUGGAACUGUGCGUGCCACUCCGCUCCUGGCCGAGCCUGUCGUCUUUGACACCAACGCUUCAAAGUCGCAUUCAAUCUCAUUGGACAAGAACCUGACAGCUGCUGGAGACUUCGAACUCGACGCCGUUGUUGUCAUCGUGGACCAGAACAGAGAGCAGCCUCAAUUCUUCCGCUGUUCUUGCACAAAGGAAGCGUCCACUUCAGCCGCUGCCGCCCUCUCCGCCGGAUCGAAGACAGAGAAUUGUAAAACUGUGCUUGUGGUAGCCAACCGGGGUCAAACGGCCAGUCUAGUGUUGCGUGAGAGCAGCUCGGUGCAGGAGACCAACAAUGUGCACUAUCAGCGUGACGAGCACCAUGAGCACGUUUCAGAGACUAGAGCCUACCCGAGGUACGGCGGAAAAUUCGUUCUGGAAUCGAAGGGGAGCACGGCAGAGGACGUUCGGAUUGAGAAGGAUCUGGAGAAGAAGUCGGACAGAGAGCUGGAAACGGAGAAGAAGACGAUCAUCCGGAACGAAGCGGGACCAGUCGAGAUCUUUGUUUCUGCAACGGAAGAGUCUGCAGCAGGCGUCACGGCGAGCUUAUCCAGAGCCAACCCUUACGAAUCGACGAGCAUCAAACAGACAGCUCCCAACAAAGGAGAACCUGCCUACUCGAAGGUCAAGGAAACGACAGACCUCACCGAAACGAACAACGUCCAAUUACGGAGAGAAGAGGAGCAUCAGGAGCAGGAAAGGAUCGUCAAGGUUGCUGCUUCCGGAGGAGCUGCUCUUCUUCGUGCCGGAUUCGCUGAUGAGAAGUUCGCAGACGCCGAAACCAAACUGUCCAGAGAGGCGCAGUUUGAAGCCACUCAGAUUGUUCGGAAGAUCAGCAACGAAGAGAAGAGCAAUCUGUCGAUCGGAGCCAGUCAGGAGACUUCCGUGAAUUUCGACAAGACAGUGGCCUGCCAGCGGAGCACUGCGGAAGAAACAUCGAUCACGAAGGUGGCCAAGAACAUCGAACCACACGUCAUCUUCAGAAGCACGGAGGCAUCAGAUAUGGCUGUUGGAAUCCAUUACACUCUCCGUAGCAGUGAAAAGGUCGACGAGACGGAAGAGGUCAAGAAGAUUGCCAGAAAUGGAGGAUCUUCCACAUUCUCAUGCUUUGCUGCUGGCGAGGAAUCUCCUGACAGUGUCAGCGCGUAUUUGACGAGGGAGUCAGAGGAAGGAAGUGCCCAGAAGCUGUUCCCGACUCCAAUGAUCGACGCUCUCAGAUUCCACUCGACUGCUGCUGAGGAGUUCGCCGUCUGGAACACAACGAGUUUCAGAAGAAAGGACAACGAAGCGGAGCAAGAGAAGGUGUUCAAGACGUCUGAAUCUGGUGAUCAAGUUACUUUCGCAUCCAAAGCCUCCGAGGAUGAAUCGGUCACUUUGGAUGCCGACUUGCAUUUCGGAGUCGGAUUCAAGGAGCAUCGUCAGGUUACGAGAAGCGAAGCGAACCAAGGAGAAGGAACUGGAAUGCACUCGGGCGUUUCCGAAGAGACCAUCUUCAAUCUGGGAUACGACUACUGCAAACAACCGACCGAAUUCACGACUGUUUGUGUUACCGAAGACAAACUUCUCAUUCAAGGUGCGUACGGCUUCCGUGCGGCCAAGGAAGAAUCCAUAACUCUUGACGCGGAUCUGCACUUUGGAGUCAGCUCUAAUGACUUGCGGGCGAUGGGAAUGCAUGCCUCUAACAACGAGAUUGAGGGCACCGGAAUGCGCUCGACGGCUUCUGAAGAGACCGUAUUUAACCUGGCAUACGACUAUUGCAAGCAACCCACCGAGUUCCGCACCGUCUUCAUCUCCGAAGACCACCAAUUCGUUCACGGCGCUUUCGGCUUCCGCGCCGUCGGUGAAGAGCACAUUGAAACCCAGGUGCUGGAGCUCGAGGCACGCAUGGUGGAGGUCAUGGUGGAGGGCAGUGUGCACAACCUUGCUCGUAGGCAUGAAGAUGAACCGUUUGUCUUGUAUACAGAGGUUGCCGAGGAGACCAUUAUCCGUGUCGACGAGCGCAUCGAAAAGAAGACGACGGUGGUGGAAAGUGAGCAGACUUCGGAAGUCAAGAUGAGAGAGAAGGGCGAGGAGCGCAGAAAGGAGGAGAAGAGGUGGAACAGAGUGAACGGAGAAGUUCGGGGAUAACAGUGAAUGGUUGCAGAGUCAGUUUCGCCGCCGAAGUUCAAGAGAAGACCAUGGAAGCCAUCGACAAGAGCCUGGAUUAGACACUUCUAUGGAGGUAAUGGGGAGGGCGUUACUGUUCCCUAGCACUUUGUUUCAGGUGGAACCAGCCUUCCAGAAGCCGUCGAUCAUCAAGAAGCCGAUGAAGAAGGAGAGAGAGCGCCGUGGAAGAGAUCUUCGUCAGAACGCCGCGCCUGCUUUGUCCGUCCUUUCCUCAUCCUUCCACUUCUAUAAGUAUCCUUUUCCAGCAAACCCGUCCGUCGCAACUCUCUGCUCCAAGCGCUCGCCAUCGGAAGCCCGCACAAUAUUCCUCAUUUCAAGACCCUCGACGACAUUGUGAAGGCCAUCAAACACGUGAGUCAUCUGCCUUUUUCCAGUCGAAGUUCUCUUACAACACCGAGUAAUAAUAGAGUGAGAGUGCCAUUAGACUACUUAGAUUUCUCACCCAAACACUGAAUCCAUUCAGACCUAUAUCGGCGAUUUUUACGGCAAGUUUAAGAAUCCACUACUCUCGAUUUCCUUUCCCUCUGCAUCUUGUCUCUCUUUUCGGCAUGUCUUCUGCACUUUCAGACCGACUCUGUGCACCUUUUCAUCUUCACUGUUCUUUUUGGGAUAGGGAGUUCAUAUCAAGAGCUGAUAGGAACGGUUUCAGGCUGGUCUCGAGUACUCCAAUUUGAUUUUCGGAAUCGAUUACACCAAAUCCAACUUCUAUCAAGGAGAACGCACAUUCGAUAAGAGACCACUUCACACAAUCGAUGCUGCCGAACAGAACCCAUACCAACAGGUGACAAAAGAGAGUAUAAUUGAGUCAAACUGAUGUUCAGGUGAUCCAAAUUGUCGGAAAGACGCUGUCUUCCUUUGACGCCGACGGACAGAUCCCCGCCUAUGGAUUCGGAGACGAAGAGUUCACUGAUCAGGGAAUAUUCAACAUUGCCGACAGAUACGAUCUGGAUAAGGACUGCAAUGGAUUUGAAGGUAUUGAAGGGACGGAAAGAUGUUGAAACUAAAGUUGAGCUGAAUUCAGAAGUGCUGCGAGUGUACAACGAAGUGACUCCGACCAUCGAAAUGAGCGGACCAACCAACUUUGUGCCUCUGAUUGGUGAGUGAAACGAAACAUUGUUAACCGAUUGUUAUCGAUAUUCAGACCGAGCCAUCGAAAUCUGCAAGGAGAAGCACUCCUAUCACAUUUUGGUCAUCGUUGCUGACGGACAGGUCACCAACGAGAAGAUCAAUCAGAAGGCCAUCGCCGCCGCUUCUCACUACCCAUUGAGUAUCAUCAUGUGAGUUUCGGAAAGAGACUCUUCAGCAAAUUGUAAUUAUUAUUGCAGGGUUGGUGUCGGAGAUGGACCAUGGAACAUGAUGGGACGAUUCGAUGAUAACAUUCCGAAGAGGCUCUUCGAUAACUUCCAUUUCGUUGACUUCCACAAGGUAUCUCUAUAAAUCUUGAAUGAAUAAGAUAAAUACACGCGAAUGUUUUGCAGGUGAUGUUCAAUGCUCCGAACGCUGAUGCCUCAUUCGCUUUGAAUGCUCUCAUGGAGAUCCCGGAUCAGUACAAGGCCAUCAAAGAACUGGGACUUCUGAAGCACAGCCGUCGCGGAUAA
Messenger RNA from Caenorhabditis sp. 36 PRJEB53466, 22759 nucleotides. The record is from the annotation of a GenBank genome assembly. Lineage: Eukaryota; Metazoa; Nematoda; Chromadorea; Rhabditida; Rhabditidae.